Messenger RNA from Bombus terrestris (buff-tailed bumblebee), 1881 nucleotides. RefSeq lists its product as uncharacterized. NCBI's taxonomy places the organism in Eukaryota, Metazoa, Arthropoda, Insecta, Hymenoptera, Apidae. The transcript has 5 exons. Bases 871 to 1584 code for a protein of 237 amino acids. The record is from RefSeq and is a predicted model, not a curated record.
UGUAUUCGAAGAGAGCUAGCUGCCGGUAGUAGAAGAGGAGUAGGAGGAGUCGAACGGAUCCAGAAGCGAAAUCGUGCUCGUGCCGCGCACAAUGCGUCUCCUCGACCGACCGGAAACGGAUAAUCUCGAUAUCGUUACGAACACGACGCGAACGAACAGAAGUUAAAUCUUCGAGACCGCCGAGUGUAUAGUUUUAUGGUGUUUUCGUGUGACUGACAGGUUCUUUGCUUCCUAUUUCAAAAGUGUACAACUUAUUUUAGCUUUCUCAUGCCUUAAGUAUUUUGAUCAAUUAUUAACUAAUUAGACGAUUAUAUUGUCUAUUACCUAUUACGUAUUACAAUCUUAAAGUUGGUCAUGGAUUUUAAAAGAAAAAUUGAUAUAUAAUCGAUGUAUAAUAACAUAAAUGAUAUUUGGAUCUAGAAGGAUCGGGUAUUCCACCGUUUUCAUUUAAAUUGACGGAAUCUAAUUCUUGAUCUUUAGAAUGAACGAGCUCUUCUAUUAAGUUCAAAUUUCAUGUAGCUGAUUUUUCAUUCAACCCUGGAUUUUUCCAAUCUGUAGGUUCUGUUCUUUUUCUCGGUCUACGGUAUCACGUUGUAACGACUAUCUGAAUAAAGAGUGUUCAAAAUUCCCCUAGAAAAUUCCAUUGAAUAGCGAAAACUAAACACAGACUCGAAGCAAGGAGCGGAAGCGACUUCUUCAAAGAUUCCUAUUCAAAAUUCUUUCUCGUUUAAUAACAAGGACAAGGUACAGACUGAAGAUACAGGCCGAAAAGAAGAAGCCAGAAUUUCUUCAAAUAUACCAGCGAAAAUUCUGCUCAAAUACAAAGACAAAAUACUGAAGAAACUGAAAGGAAGAAAGCACAAGAUAAGAAUGCCGGUAGAGUCGUCAAUAUAUUGGGAUUCGAUCGGUUCUCAGCGCUCUACUUCCGUUGGUAGCUCCGGGGAUGCAUACAGCUCUGGAAGUGCCAGCAGACACUAUGUCGACCCGUGGGAUUUGGAGAAUUAUGUGUACCUACGUCGACAUAGUGUCGCCAAUCUGGCGCAACAGAUGCCGCUACAUCAUCGUCGACCCACCUAUCGGUUAUCCCAAGAGGCAGCGCCUGCUCAAUCUGAAUACUGGUACUCGUCGUCGGUGAGAGAACCUGGCUACGACGCGCCUGCUUUCGUGGAAGAAUUGUAUUGUGGACCAGCCAGACUCACGAACAAUAGUUGCUACUAUCAUCAGCCAAUCUACGAGGACGAAGUACCGGAUUACGUCGCCCCUUUUCCGGUCUACGCGCCUCUCUCCGAAGCGAGACACGGUGAAUUCAUGGAAGACCAUAGGCGAUUUGGACACAAAUGCAAGUCUACGUCUAUGGGAGAGCUUCAUAGAUCCAUGAGCGUCGACGCUAACCUUCCGCCAAUGGAUUCUAUAGAAUUAGAUAUACCAGAUUAUCGUUCUCAGCAAGAAUACACAUCGAUGGAACAAGAGAAAUACAUGGUAGAAAUUAUUCCACCACCUCAUUUGGACCUAAACACAUAUGGACAUCUAAAAAUCGAUUACACGAACAGCUGGAAUUCUUUGAAUCGAAAAAUUCGAAAAUAAUUGCUGAUAAGAUUUUUCAUUUCAAAGAAAGCAUUAGAUUAUUCUUCGGAUAUACCAAUAUAUUGAUACUUAGAAAUAUCGCCAAUUAUUUAUGUAAUAUAACACAAGUAUGUACUAUUUAAGAAACUUAAAAUCGAACCAAAAAUUAUUCAUAGUUUAAUUUACUCGAGUAUACGAAAAUCAGAAGCUAACUUUUCAUUUAAUACAAAUACAGUAAAUUAAUGUAUUUUAUAUCAAUCGUAGUAUAGUUGUGUCUCGUAUGAAAAAUAAUAAAUGCUAAAUACCUAUUUUAAGGAA